AUCCUCUCUUUACUAGCGUCCGCGUCGGUUGGAUAUAGUGUUAGUUGAAAUCGAUACAAAUAAACCGGUAUAAUCGGCAGUUAAUCCAGAAAUAAGUAGUUAAAAUGUAGAGUUUUAUAAUUGGAUGCAAUUUCAAUUGGUUGGUGUACGAUACUUUUGUUUAAUUUUGGAACGGAACCAAUAUCAUUUCCUCAAACUUUCAGGUAGCUGCCGCACCUGUUUAAACGGAAUCCAGGAUGCAAGGGGAUAACAGGGAACUAGUCAGAGGGCCAGAGGUUUCCCAAUCUAAGGGCAGACCUGGUGAUGAUGACAUGACUGAGGGGGACCUGGGGGAUGGAAUGGUCAACCGACCAGACCACUGUAUCAGCAAAAAACUCCAGAGCCGGACUGGCAGCAGGGGCCAUGCUAAGGAGCUGCUGCCUGGGACGGGGAUCCUAAAGCAGGGCAGUGAGGUUGGGGAUGCAGCCUUCUCCUGGACUUCCUGCAGAGGAAUGUACACAGCGUUUAGACAAGAGCUGGAGGAGGAGCAGACGUUACCACGAUGGAGGGUCAGAAAGACAGAAUCCUUGAAUGAUCUGUCCAAUGAGGAGCUGAAAGAGAGGCUACAGGAAAUGACAGAGGAGGCGGAACUUCUUCGCUGUGAGUUGGAGGUCACCAGUCGUCAUCUGGAGGGUAAACACGAAGCACUAAAGAUCCUCCAGGGACAGGCUAUUCUAAAAAGAGCCACCAGUCACACUCACAUCCUUCUCCAGAAGAGCGAGGAAAGAACCAAGGCCCUCGAAAAGGAAGUGAAUGCCCUGCAGUGGGAGAUCACAUACAACCAAAUGCAGUUCAAGAACUUUGAGUUGUCCUGGGAGCAGAAAUACUCCAGGGUUUGCAGUGAGAACAAGGGACUGAGUGACAGUCUGGAAGACAGGGUGAGGGAGGUGCAGGAGCUGAGGGCAGAGAAUGCUGCUGUGAGUCAGCAGUGUCUGGAGCUCCUGGCCAUGCUGAACGUCCGGGAGCAGAGGGUGUUUCAGGGGACCAAGCCCCCCAGUGGCCAGGGGAGAGCCAGGGACCAGAGGACUGUACUGGAGCUGGCUGUGUUGGGUGCAUGCCAGUGUCCUAAUGUAAAAGAGGCUUGCCAGUGUGCCCGGACUGCAGCCGCCAGCAGGAAACAGGUGCUUCAGCUCAAACUGGAACUGGAGGACUAUAGCAGGAGUAGAGAAGAGGCUAUGCUGAUGGCAGACGCGUUCCGGAUUGCCUUCGAACAGCAGCUCAAGAGGCGCAGUGACCACUUCCUGCUGUUGGCCGAGUCUGACCGGCACAAGUCCCGCCCACACCGACCAGAAGGCCAAAAUAAGACAUCUCUCAGUGUGGCUCAGAGACUUAGAGGACUGCUUCCGUCUGGCACAGACAUAACGGACGACCCCACAGAGACAGUACACAAGCUCCUCGAACUGCUUAGCGACAAGGAGGAGGCUCUAGCUCAUCAGAGGAAGGUUAGCUUCAUGCUAGCCCGCAAUACAGAGGAACUGGAAAAACGUCUACAGACUGACUAUUUUACACGGCAGACAAAAAACCCUUCAACACCACACUGUUCUUUGGACACAGACAAAUGCAAGUACAACCAUGCAGAAACAAGCUGCUGCAGUACCAAUCAUGUCCUGGAGAUGGCAGGAGACAACCAAUAUCAUCAUGGGACAUCAUUAGAGUCUCCUGAACUCCCGCUGUCUGAGGUCCAAGAUGCUAAGACGGAAGACAAUGGCCCGCAGAUACAGGUCUUAUCUCCAUGACAGACAGUCACAAAGAUGGGGUAGACGAGGAAGGUGAAAUUGAGGGCAGACUGGUCAGCUUAUUGUCAAUCAACUGUCAUUGAGUGUCCCAAAUUUAAAUAGUGCACUACUUUUUACCAGGACCCAUUGGUAACAGUUUGCAAAUGGGAGGCAGCUAGAGACCUUUUUUUACUUGAGGGCAGACGGCAAUAGCAUCAGACUGUUCUUGAACCUUGCUUCUCUUUUGAAUUAAUGUAUCUUACUCUGUGCAACCUUCGUGAGUGUUUUAUUAUACUGCAUACAAUUUUAAUGCUUAAGAAUCUUAAUUGAAAAUGACCAAACCUAUAAAGUUUGGCAGAACCCCUUGCUUUGAAUAAUUCCUGACUGAUAAGACCAUUUAAAUUAUGUCUCACCAUCAAAUGCUACACAGUGCAACAUAACUGUAAACAAAUACAAUUUAUUUCAACAUAAUAAAAUAAUUGGUUGAUGAAA
Molecule: messenger RNA, 2246 nt
Organism: Esox lucius (northern pike)
Lineage: Eukaryota; Metazoa; Chordata; Actinopteri; Esociformes; Esocidae
Gene: ccdc125
Product: coiled-coil domain containing 125
Exons: 13
Coding region: 237-1775 (512 amino acids)
Biological process (GO): negative regulation of cell motility; negative regulation of Rho protein signal transduction
Cellular component (GO): cytoplasm
Source: RefSeq, a predicted model, not a curated record